AUGUUGGCUUCGCGAUUUUCCAGAGCUCUUCCCCGAGCGACCCCCAUCACCGCCCGCUCCGCAGCUUUCGCCAGAGCUCCUCUGGCAUCCAGAUUCGCUCGCUAUGAGUCGACAUCUGCCGAUGGCGACAAGGUGCAGGGUGCCGUGAUCGGUAUCGAUCUGGGUACCACCAACUCUGCCGUUGCCAUCAUGGAGGGCAAGACUCCCAAGAUCAUUGAGAACUCAGAAGGUGCACGCACCACCCCCUCAGUCGUCGCCUUCGCCGAGGAUGGUGAGCGACUGGUCGGUGUCGCCGCCAAGCGACAGGCUGUUGUGAACCCUGAGAACACUCUCUUCGCCACCAAGCGUUUAAUCGGUCGCAAGUUCACCGACGCUGAGGUUCAGCGUGAUAUCAAGGAGGUCCCCUACAAGAUCGUCCAGCACACCAACGGCGAUGCCUGGGUAUCUGCCCGUGACCAAAAAUACUCUCCUUCUCAAAUCGGUGGCUUCGUCCUCAACAAGAUGAAGGAGACUGCUGAGGCCUACCUCUCCAAGCCUGUCAAGAACGCUGUUGUCACUGUCCCUGCCUACUUCAAUGACUCUCAGCGCCAGAGCACCAAGGAUGCUGGCCAAAUUGCUGGCCUGAACGUUCUCCGUGUCGUCAACGAGCCUACCGCCGCCGCUCUGGCCUACGGUCUUGAGAAGGAGGCUGACCGUAUUGUCGCUGUCUACGAUCUUGGUGGUGGUACUUUCGAUAUCUCCAUCCUUGAGAUCCAGAACGGUGUCUUCGAGGUUAAGGCUACCAACGGUGACACACACCUUGGAGGAGAAGAUUUUGACAUCCACUUGGUCCGCCACAUCGUCCAGGACUUCAAGAAGACCUCCGGACUUGACCUCUCCGGCGAUCGCAUGGCUAUCCAGCGUAUCCGUGAGGCCGCCGAGAAGGCCAAGAUCGAGCUGUCUUCUUCCCUCCAGACUGACAUCAACCUGCCCUUCAUCACUGCUGAUGCUUCCGGCCCUAAGCACAUCAACGUCAAGCUCAGCCGUUCUCAGCUGGAGAAGAUGGUUGACCCUCUUAUCACCCGCACCAUCGAGCCCGUCCGCAAGGCUCUGAAGGAUGCCAACCUCCAGGCCAAGGAGAUCCAGGAGGUUAUCCUCGUAGGUGGUAUGACCCGUAUGCCCAAGGUCGCCGAGUCCGUCAAGAGCAUCUUCGGCCGUGAUCCCGCCAAGUCUGUUAACCCUGAUGAGGCUGUUGCAAUUGGUGCUGCCAUCCAGGGUGCUGUUCUCUCCGGUGAGGUCAAGGACCUCCUUCUGCUCGAUGUCACUCCCCUCUCUCUUGGUAUUGAGACCCUGGGUGGUGUCUUCACCCGUCUCAUCAACCGCAACACCACCAUCCCCACCAAGAAGUCUCAGGUCUUCUCCACUGCUGCCGACUUCCAGACUGCCGUCGAGAUCAAAGUCUACCAGGGUGAGCGUGAGCUCGUCAAGGACAACAAGCUCCUCGGAAACUUCCAGCUUGUUGGUAUCCCACCUGCUCACCGUGGUGUUCCUCAGGUCGAGGUCACCUUCGACAUCGAUGCUGACUCCAUUGUCCACGUCCACGCCAAGGACAAGUCCACCAACAAGGACCAGUCUAUUACCAUUGCCUCUGGCUCUGGUCUCUCUGACUCUGAGAUCCAGCAGAUGGUUGAGGACUCCGAGAAGUACGCUGAGGCUGACAAGGACCGCAAGGGUGCCAUCGAGGCUGCCAACCGUGCCGACAGCGUUCUCAACGACACUGAGCGUGCCUUGAACGAGUACUCCGACAAGCUCGACAAGACCGAGGCUGACGGUAUCAAAGAGAAGAUCACCGCCCUCCGUGAGUUCAUCGCCACCAGCCAGUCUGGUGAGGGUACCGCCACCGCCGAGGAGAUCAAGGAGAAGACCGACGAGCUCCAGGUUGCCAGCUUGAACCUCUUCGACAAGAUGCACAAGGCCCGCAACGAGAGCAACAACGCUGAGCAGCAGUCCACCCCUAACGAGGGUGAGAAGAAGGAUGAGUCCAAGCCUUAA
Messenger RNA from Clonostachys rhizophaga, 2031 nucleotides. NCBI's taxonomy places the organism in Eukaryota, Fungi, Ascomycota, Sordariomycetes, Hypocreales, Bionectriaceae. The record is from the annotation of a GenBank genome assembly.